Molecule: messenger RNA, 864 nt
Organism: Aspergillus fumigatus Af293
Lineage: Eukaryota; Fungi; Ascomycota; Eurotiomycetes; Eurotiales; Aspergillaceae
Source: RefSeq, a predicted model, not a curated record
AUGCAGUUCACAAGCAAGCUUUCCGUCUCUCUUCUGGCCAUCCUGGCUGCCGGUGGUGAGGCCAACCAUCAGGCUCUCCAUGGUCGCAAGUUCUUUCACCCCAGAGGUUUGAACUCGACCACUCCUGCUUCCACCUCAACUGUCGUUGUCUACCCGACUCCGAUCGAGUCUUCGUCCGCUGCUGGUGACUCGAUCUCUGCAAUUACCUCAACCACCAUCCCUCUCAGCACUGGUGCUCCUGGAUCUGGUGCUCCUGGAUCUGGUGAUUCCGGCGACGACAAUGGUGGCCAGGACGUCACUAUCACUUACACUCUGGGUUCUGGCAGCACCAAGUCAGUCGUCACUACUACUAUCCACAAGACUUCAACUGAUCUUCACACUGUCUUCGCUACUUCCUCUGCGGAUCUUACCACCACAAUCUCUUCCACCUCUACCACCACCGCUACCCUGAUCGCAGUUUCUUCCCCUACACCUGGUUCUGGCAGCUCUGGAAGCGACAACAGCUGCAAGCCGGAGACUGUCACCGUCACUGCUACCGUCACUGUGACGGCCCCUUCUGCUUCUGCUCCUACCCCCACUGGUAAUGGCGGUGACCUUGAGGACAGCGGUGCCAACGAGCACUACGCUGACGAUGACAAGGACGACGACGAGGAGGAUGACGAUGAGGAGGAUGACGACUGCGAGGACGAGGACGACAACGAGGAUGAGGAUGACGACGCGCCCACCUCCAGUGUGCCCACUCCCACUGCUCGCCCUCCCUAUGGCUACGGCAACGGCACCAAUCCUUUCCCCAGCGGUGCCCCGAAGCCCACUGGUUUCAAGACCAGCAAGCUGCCCUACCCCACCGGCUUCCGCCGUCACUAA